Molecule: messenger RNA, 7719 nt
Organism: Zalophus californianus (California sea lion)
Lineage: Eukaryota; Metazoa; Chordata; Mammalia; Carnivora; Otariidae
Gene: ZNF317
Product: zinc finger protein 317
Exons: 7
Coding region: 259-2055 (598 amino acids)
Biological process (GO): regulation of cytokine production; regulation of immune system process; negative regulation of transcription by RNA polymerase II
Source: RefSeq, a predicted model, not a curated record
CAUUGCUCCCGGGAGGUGAUUGCGGCUAUACACAUGGGCAGGGGAGGGGUGCGGCUUCCUCUGGACUGUUGGGGACCCUUCGCUUUCCUGCCGCAGACCGGACGUGCUGCAUGAAUUUGGUGUCCCUUCAGCGGCAGCUUCCGUGACCUCCAUUCCACCCGGUUCUACCUUCAGCCUUAUGCCUGCUCCAGGAGUCCCGUGACAGCUUCCUGCUGCCAGUGCCCUGUUGUUCAGACAAAUCGACUUCAUUCUCACGGGAUGGCAGCUCUUGGUCUGUCUCCCACAUGUGCUGUGUCUACCCAGGACCCUGCCUAUAUCCAGGAGUCAGAAGUUUCUCCUUCUUCAAAAGACCAUUCCUGUUCUCAGGAUGUGGACCUGUUUGCUUGCAGUGGCCUAGAACCCCCUCUGCUGGCAGGUGUUGGUUCUCAGGAGUCAGUGACUUUCCAGGAUGUUGCUGUGGACUUCACUGAGAAGGAGUGGCCUUUGCUGGAUUCUUCUCAGAGAAAACUGUACAAAGAUGUGAUGUUGGAGAACUACAGCAACCUCGCCUCAGUGGGGUAUCAGGUGGGCAAACCCAGCCUCAUCUCCCACUUGGAGCAAGAAGAGGAGCUGAGGACAGAGGAGAGGGCACUUCACCGAGCCACAUCUCCCGAUUGGGAGACUCCAUCUAAAAGCAAAUGGUCCAUUCUCAUGGAAGGCAUUUUUGGGAAGGAGACAUCCAGUGGUGUGACAGUGGAAAGAACACGUCUCGGAGAGAAAUCCACCGAGUACACUCACCUGUUUGAAGUCUUCAGCAUGGGCACUCAUCUUACUCAGCAGAUGGGAAGGCACGCUGGCAAGAGGCCCUAUCACCGCCGGGACUGUGGGGCAGCUUUCAAGAACAGGUCACAUCUCGCCCAACAUGUGAGCAUUUACAAUGGGAGGAAAAUGCAUGAAUGUCACCAGUGCCAAAAAGCCUUCACCACGAGCGCGUCCCUUACGCGGCACAGGAGAAUACACACAGGGGAGAAGCCCUACGAAUGCAGCGCCUGUGGGAAAGCCUUCAACGAUCCCUCCGCCCUCAGGAGUCACGCAAGAACUCACCUCACAGAGAAGCCCUUUGACUGCAGUCAGUGUGGAAAUGCCUUCCGAACCCUCUCCUCGCUGAAGAUACAUAUGAGAGUUCACACUGGGGAGAGACCUUACAAGUGUGACGAGUGUGGGAAGGCGUAUGGCAGGAGCUGCCACCUCAUUGCACACAAACGAACACACACCGGAGAGAGACCCUACGCAUGCCACGACUGUGGGAAAGCGUUCCAGCAUCCCUCCCAUCUCAAAGAGCAUGUCCGCAAUCACACCGGAGAGAAACCCUAUGAAUGCACACAGUGUGGAAAAGCCUUCCGAUGGAAGUCGAACUUCAACUUGCACAAGAAGAACCACAUGGUAGAGAAAACAUACGAAUGUAAAGAAUGUGGGAAAUCCUUUGGUGAUCUCUUGUCACGGAGAAAACACAUGAGAAUUCAUAUUGUAAAAAAACCCAUUGAAUGUAGACAGUGUGGGAAAGCGUUCCGGAACCAAUCCAUCCUUAAGACACACAUGAAUUCUCACACUGGAGAGAAACCCUAUGGGUGUGAUCUGUGUGGGAAAGCCUUCAGUGCGAGCUCAAACCUGACCACACACAGGAAAAUCCACACUCAAGAGAGACGCUAUGAAUGUGCCGCCUGUGGGAAAGUGUUUGGGGACUAUUUAUCCCGGAGGAGGCACAUGAGCAUUCAUCUGGUAAAGAAACGUGUUGAAUGUAGGCAGUGUGGGAAAGCCUUCAGAAACCAGUCGACCCUCAAGACACACAUGAGAAGUCACACAGGAGAGAAGCCGUACGAGUGCGAUCAUUGCGGGAAAGCCUUCAGCAUCGGCUCCAACCUUAAUGUGCACAGAAGGAUACACACUGGGGAGAAGCCCUACGAAUGCCUGGCCUGUGGGAAAGCCUUCAGUGACCAUUCAUCCCUUCGGAGCCACGUGAAAACUCACCGGGGAGAGAAGCUCUUCGUGUCAUCCGUGUGGAAGAGGCUCCAGUGAUGGGUCUCCUUUAGGGGAAGCACGAGAGCUCAGACUGGGAGACAGCCUCGUUGGUGUAAGGAAGGCAGGAGCACUUUGAUGCACUCACCUGGGCACAAAAGAGUUCCUGUAACAGGAGAAAUCCAUUUGUGUCCUGGCUGGGGAAGACCUGUUUUUUCUCAUUACUAUGGGGCUUUGUGAGAACACGCUGGGGACAAAAACAUACCUAUGGUGUGCAGAAGCCAUCAGUGUACAUUCAGCUCUUCAAAGGAAAGGAGAACUCUAGGGAGAGAAACCGUAGCUUGGUAUUUAAUGUCAGAAUGACUUUAGCACCACCCGGCACCUUGUGGGCAUACGAGUAAGCACACUAGGGAGAAUCUGUAAAUUCACUCUCUGGGCAAACCUUUACUGGUCUCACCCUGUAUUCUUCAUGAAAGAAAUCAUACUAAAGAGAUAAAUUCUGUAAAGUAGGAGUGUGGGAAGGUCUGUAACAGGUCAGCAAAUUGGCCAACUGUCUAUUUUUCUAUGGCUUGCAAGCUAAGAAUAGUUGUUCCAUUUUUAAAGAAGAAAAAUGUGUGACAUACACCACAUGCAACUCACAAAGCCUAAAAUCCUUACUUUCUGGUCCUUUACAGAAAAACUUGCCCACCGCUUGGUCUACAGCAGCAGUUCCUAACUGGGGGUGAUUUUGCUUGUCCGGAGACAUUUUAAGUUGUUAAAGCUCGGGGGUGGGGGGAGAUGCUUCUGGCACAUGACACACAGGAGCCCCCGCAGCAAAGAAGUAUGUGGCCCAAAAUGUCAGUAUUGCUGAGGUUGAGAAACUUAGCCUGAGAUAGCCCCUCAGUUUUUGUGAAAUGUUACUCAUGCUAGGAGAGGUUUCUGUUUAAAACUUCAAAAAUAUAAUCAGUGUAAUUCUUUCAGGAAACAUGAGAACCCACACUGUAGACAGUCCCCACACGGAGAUGAUUUUAACCACAGCUCCCUCACUUGUGCUUAUGAGAAUUCAUACCCUGAUGGAAUUUUCUAGUGAAUAUGAAAUUUAUCAGUCUUUAAUCAUGAAAACAGACCCAUACUCAUUAAUUCGUAGUCUCUGUUUUUAAGAUUUUGCUCCUCUAACGCUUAGGCUUCAUCCCACAAGGUUUGUAUAUAGUAUUUUUAUUAUAAUUUCAUUCCUGAUACGUGUUAAUUUUCUUCUGGAUAACUUACUGGACCAGUGAACUAUUUGGAAUUGUGUUAAAAAUACCAUGUAACGUGGGUAUAUUUAAUACCUGUUUGUUACGAGUGUCUGAUUCAAAUGCCUUGGCUCAGUGCACAGUGUCUUCCAUUAGAUGGAUCCUCUGGAAUGUUCUUCGUCUCCUGUCCAACCAAGAGUGACGUACACAUCUCAUUGCUCUCCCAGUGUCUCCUCUUUCAUGUCAAGAAAAUCCACCUUUUGUCCAAUUACUAACAUACGCUAUUUUUAAAAGUCUCUCACCAGUUUUCUGCAGCCAGUACAGUCCUUGUCUCAGCCUGGCCGUUGACCGAUAAACAGAUGAGAAAGAGCUAGAAAAGGGAUUAUUCUUACCUGGAUUCUUCUACGUGUUUUGUUUUUGCUGUUUGCCCUACUUCUCACCUUGCAAGGAGAUCAGGUACCUAGUGUUCAAAGAUCCAUCUUGUGACCAUGAGGAUGCAAGCUGCAGGCUAAAGAGGAUCCUGCAGAAAAGUCGCAAUGAUCCUGGCCUCCCCAGUAGCUUCUUUGUCUACACUAGCCAUGGAUUUGUUAUUUCCAGCCUUCCUAUCACAGGAGGAAAAAAUAAAACAUUAUUGGCGUAAGUGGCUUUGGAUAUUUCGUUGUUGAUCAGUUUAAUAAUUUUUUGGUUGGGGGAGGGUUCUGCUACUCCCAAGUGGUUGCCGUCUGUAAUACAUACGCUCGUUCAUUAGUGAGGUUUUAUAACUGCCUUGUGUGUGGAUAGAAUCUGCUUAUACUUUUAACCGUUGGAUAUGGGUUUUUUUUACAUCUUUAAGCCAUGUUUUAAAAUUGUAUUUCAAGUCUUUGACAUGAGUAUUUAUUUUCUUGACUUAAAGUAAGUGUAUCAGUUUUUACAAAAGCCCUAAGAAGCAAGUACCAUCACUAUCUCCCUUUUGCAUGUGGAGAAUCAAAGGCAAGCAAGUUUAGGUUGCUUGUCUGAGGUCAACCCACAAGCCAGUAGUACUGCUUGUAUUUUAGUCCCCCUUCUCUUAGGUCAGGUCCUGUUCUGUCUAUGCCCUACAUCUAUAGCAGUGAAUUGGGAUUUUUGCCCUCAUGGUGCUUACGUUUCUGCUUAGGGUAAGGCACCUGAAGAACAAAGGAGUAAAUAAAUACGUUGUAUAUCAAAUGGUGGUACACACAGUGGAGGAAAAAUUGAGCAUGGUGCUGCUGAGAGGGUAUGCAGGGAUUCAGCAGACCUGUUGGGUGGGCAGGGAAAGCCCGCCUUUAAGGGAGCAUUUGAGCAGAGAUGUCCAUGAACUUUGAGUGCGCCAUAUUGUAUUCUGGGGAAGCGCACCCUUGGCAGUUCAGAGGCUGCGAAAAAGAAAACUGCUUGGGACCGCCGUGCAGUAGCCAAGGGGCCGGUGUGGCUGGAGUGGAGCAAGCUUGGGACUCACAGAAGAUGAGGCUAGAGCUGGGUCAGGAUCCCGAUCUUGUGGGUUUACUGGAAGGACUUUGCCUUUUAUCCUCCAUGUGGUAGGAAGUCGGUGGAGGGAUUUGAACAGAAGGGUGGCAACUGUCAAAUUUCUCUUUGAAUCACUGGCUUCCAGGUUGACAGGCUAAGGAAGGGCAAUGUACAAACAAGCCUGUUAGAAAGUAGUUGCAGAAUUACAGUUAAGAUACACUGGGGGCCAGAUUGGUGGUAGUAGGGGAGGUUUGAGAAGCACAUGGAUGAAUGUAGCUGUAAUUUUCACUUCCAGACAGCGAUCAUUUGUUCCCUGCAGUGUACCUUUCAUAUUGCCAGACAUGACUUAGAGUUAGUUGUUUCCGUUUUCCCCAGUUACAAAUGCUGCUACUUAAAGAGAUGGUGUGCAUACUUUCUAGAGUGUCCGUGAGUUAUUCCAGGAGUGUGAAUUGCUGGUGUAAGGUCUGUGCACGUUCAACUUAACAGUAUUGAUGCCAAAACCAUUUCUGCAGUGAUGUGUGUGUUACCGUUUAAAACAGGUUUGACUGAAACACAAAACUGCUUAAUUCACACAUGUACAGCUUAAUUCUUUGAACAAAUCCAUGUAAUCAGCAGGCAAGAAGAAAUCCUACCAGCGUAGCUGACGUCCCUUCUUUGCCUCAUGCCCACGACAAAUCCUGCCCUACUCUGCAUGGGGAACCAGAAUUCUGACUGACCACAUGGCUUGGGUUUUUGGUUUUUUGGUUUUUUUGUCUUUGGGCUCUGAACCAUACAGUAUGUUCUUUUGUGUUUGUCUGACUUUACCCAUUAUUUCUGUGAAAUUGAUCCUUAUUAUUUAGAGUAUCUCUAGCUAGUACAUUUUUGUGUGUGUUCUGUCUGACUAUUCCACAGUUAUUUAAGCAGUUUGUGUCACUUGACAUUUCACUUUUCAGUUGGGGGCUAUUGUGAAUAAUGCUGCUAUGGACAUCCUUUAACAUUUCUGAUAGUGCACAAGUGCAUGUAUUUCUCUUGGGUGUAUACCCUGGACUGAAAUUGCUGGGUCAUAUGGGGUGCAUAUGUUCAUUUUGUAGAUGAUGCCGAAUUUCCAAAGUGGUUGUGCAAAUUUGUUUCCCAACAAGCUAUUUUAUAGAGUUGGAAAAGAUACUGAAGUUGCCUGCCUUUUUCUUACUGUGAUUUACAUAUUCCAUUAUGAGCCCUCUGGAUGGAUGUUUUGCAUGUUUUUUCCCAUUCUGUGGCUUGUCUCCAGUGUUUUAAAUGGUGCUUUUGGUUGAAAUGAGUUCCUAAUUUUAAUUUUGUGGACAGCACUCUUCUGUUCCUGUUUAAGAAAUAUUUGCCACCCAGAAGGCAAGAAGACAUUCUAUGGUUUCUUCUACAAGUCGGUUUUGGUUCUGGAUUCUGGUUUUAGUAUAUACCUGUAGAUCUAUAUCUAGAUCUACAGUCCAUGUGAAAUUGAUUUUUGUAUGUAUUGUGUGAGCUGUUAGUUUUAUUUUUUCCAUAUUGACCCAGCAUUAUUAUUGAAAUGAGUUCCUAAUUUUAAUUUUAUGGACAGCACUCUUCUGUUCCUGUGUAAGAAAUAUUUGCCACCCACUAUUUUUUUUAAAGAUUUAUUUAUUUGAUGGAGAGAGACAGUGAGAAAGGGAACACAAGCAGGGGGAGUGGGGGAGUGGGGGAGUAGGGGAGGGAGAGGCAGGCUUCCCGCUGAGCAGAAGACCCCGGGAUCAUGACCUGAGCCAAAGGCAGAUGUUUAACGACUGAGUCACCCAGGCGCCCCAGAAAUAUUUGCCAUCCAGAAGGCAAGACAUUCUAUGAUUUCUUCUACAAGCUGGUUUUGGUUUUGGUUUUUGGUUUUAGUAUGUACCUAUAGAUCUAUAUUUAGAUCUACAGUCCAUGUGAAACUGAUUUUUGUAUGUGUUGGGUGAGCUUAAAAUCUUUUAUUUUUUCCAUAUUGACCCGGCAUUAUUUAUACAAAAAGUACAUCUUGGCUCUAGGAAUUUGAGAUGUCACCUUUGUCAUAUAUUGACAAUUCUGAGCUUUUUAUUCUACUGAUUUAUUUGUUCAUGUACCAUACCACAGUGUUUAAAUUAUAAGAAGCUUUAUAAUAAGCUUUAAUGUCUGGAACGUCUAGUUCCUUCUCAUGGUUGUUAUUUUUCAGUGUCUUCCUAGGUAUUCUUGCUUGGUUCUUUUUUUUUUUAAGAUUUUUUUUCUUUUAACCUCUAUACCCAACAUGGGGCUCAAAUUUACAACCCUGAGAUCAAGAGUCACAUGCUCUACUGACUGAGCCAGCCAGGUGCCCUGUUUGUUUUUUAUACGCACUUUCCUUUUAGCUUGUCCAACUCCAUAAAAUUAGCUUGUUGGUAUUUUUAUUGUCAUUCCCUUGAAUUUAUAAGUUAACUUGAGAACUGGUCUAUAAUGUAAAGUCAUCUUAUCCAAGAACAGAGGAUGUCUUUCCAUUUGUUCAGGUCUAUUUUCGUGUUUGGAAUGUGUAAAAGUUUUCCAUAUACAAGUUUUAUACGUUCUUGUUAAGUUUUCUCUAAGUAUUUAGUCAUUUAUUAUAAAUGAGCUUUUCUCUACCUUUAUGUUUUCUGUUCACAGUUUUUGUACAUGAAAGCUACUAAUUUUGUAACUUGGCUACUUCACUGAAUUAUUUUUUGAGUUAGCUGUAUUACUGGUUUUCUGGGCUUUCCAGGUAUACUGCCGUAUCACCUGCAAAUUGAGAUAUCUCUACUUGUUUACCAGUUCUUACGCCUCUAAUUGUUUUUGCUUGUCUAAUUGCGUUGGCUAAUAACCUCUAGUACAAUGACAAAUAGUAGCAGAGAUCGUGGGCAUCCUUGCUUUGUUCUAGAGGUGCCCCUGUUAUUUUCCCAUUAAUUAGGAUAAUGUCUUUUAGAGCUAAGGUAUUAUAUUUAUUUUAUCAUAUUGAGAAAAUAUCCUAUAUUCUUGAAUGUUCUGUCAUGAAUGGGUAUUGAAUUUUGUCAUUUUUUUUUGAACAUCUAUGAAGAGGAUCAUGAUUCUUCUGACUUAUUAAUAAAGUAUAUGAUAUUAAUAAAUAUCUCAA